AUGGAGAUUGAUCCAGGACUUAAACAGGAACCUCCUGGCUCAGAUCACUCAGAACAUAGCACCGUCACCUCACCACCGCCGGCAAUCAAUCCUGGUACCGCGAGCUUAAUACCGCUCGAAGGAGACGAUUCUCUUACAUUAUUGCCAGAGGUCCAAGCAACCGGAAGGCCAGCUGGGUCAAGAAGACCAUUUCAGAGAAGAAGGAGGAGUAGAGCCUGUGAUGCUUGUCGAGCUCGAAAAACGAAGUGUGAUACUCCUGAUCAUGGUCCUUGUUCUGCGUGCGUGUCUGCCAGCUUGGUCUGUAAAUUCUCGGGGGGCGAGGAUCGAAGGCGAGCUGGACCUGCGAGGCGUGUAAGAGCUCUAGAAAGCACGGUCCAAGAGCUAACUCGCAAACUCGCCGAGGCCGAGAAUAAACUUCAACACAUUGCUCUCUCUGGUAGUGAGGCUGGAUCUACAGAGAAGCCUCCGCAUUCACCUAUAAGCUCCGAAUUUAGUAUUACCAGUCCACGUUUCAGAGGCUCUUCAUCAACCCAUGAACGCCAACCAUCCCGCAGCUCUCCGAAGAACGAUGCCUAUGGCGAACCAGGUUAUUGUGGGGCACGCAAGGAUCAAAGCAGACACGAGUUGUAUCAAAAUGAUGGAACUUCGUGGGAUCAUCAUAUCUUCGGUCCGAGCUCAUGUCCGAGCUUUCUGCACUCCUAUAAUGACUAUCUUUCUCGUCUUGGUUACAGGCCGCCCCCGGCGUCAAAUCCCACGAUGAAUACAGGGGGGCCGCCAUCCCCAAAUCCGAAUACACGGAUACCAAACCCGUCGGUACCGAAUAAAUAUCUUCCCUUCGACUUACGAGCCCUACUUCCUCCACUUAAAUUGGCAAAGCAGAUGUUUGAGGUAUUUCGGACAACGGUGCAGAAUUACACGCCGAUAUUUUAUUGGCCAGCUUUGGAAAAAAAGAUUGAGAGGGCAUGGAAACUUCCCAUAUGGGAUGGGGAUAAUGAGGCGGUGAGAAGUGUUUUUUGUGUGAUUAUGAUGUUGCUAGCGGUAGCAAAUCAAUUUAUCGAACCUGGAGAGCUAGACGAGCCGGAGGGUGGAGAUUGGGCACAUGUGCAGGAAAGGAACGGAUGGAUGUUCUUUGAAUUUGGACGAAAAUAUUCGAAUCUGAACAAUCCCGAUUACACCAUCGACGACGCCAUAUAUCUCUUACUCAUGGCUUUCUACCUCGAUAAAGCCUUUCUUCCAUCCCCUUGCUGGAUGAUAACAGGUGCUAUGGCUCGUGUGUGUCAGGAUAUUGGCAUUUAUCGCCGUACUCCAAGUGGGCUCUAUAAUGACGUUGAAAUUGAAUGUCGGACUCGUCUUUUCUGGGUUGCAUAUAUCCAAGACCGGAAGAUUUCGAUGAAACUUGGCCGACCCGUAAUAUUUCUCGAUCAACAUAUCGAUGUCGGUCUUCCGGGACUUUCUGGUAACAAGGGAGGAGAGAGUAACCGGGGGGACGAUAACCAAGGCACUCAAGGCGGCCAAGACAAUCAAGGCCCAUCAAGAUCCCCUGGAGUAACCAAUAUGAUAGAUCGUCAAGACGAUUUCAACGACGAAGAAACGGAAACAUCCUUGCAGGUGUUUAAAGCAACAAUCUAUAUCGCUAAGGCCAGUGAAAAUUUGUUGAAUAUUGAAUUGAAGCAAAAUGGCGGUGAGGAGGAUGUCAAACAUUUGCAGAACAUAGACGAAAUGUUGAAGAAGGCGUGGGAGGUUUUUCCAGCGGAAAUGACAGAUCUGAGGAGAUCAGAUGUUCUCGACCUCCCUGCAGUAAGACCAUUAUUUCAUCUUCAACACUCACGUAUCAUUCUUUACCGCUAUUUUACCGACUUUACGGGCACCCCUUCCCUUCUUCGUGAGUUUCGGACUUUCUGUCUCGCUCAGUCAAUUCAGGUUGCCAAAAUUACAGCUCAUAUAUUAUCUCGAGUGAUCAAAAACCCCGAGUUUGAUCGUAUUUUUGGUCUCCGAACUGAUGAACUCGUCCUUAUUCAUACGUUCCGUGCAGCGACAGUUCUGCUUCUUGGUCAUUACUGCAAUGACCGCUCUCUACUUGAUGUUACCGCUGAUGAAGUAGGCGUUUGUGCAAGAGCAUUGAAGAGUGCUGCAAGAAGCCACUCUCUGGGUCAAAAAUUGCUGGAAUUGUUCCAAAACUUCGCAAAAAUGUUCGGCUACCAAACUGGAGUCACGGGAGAGCUUUCUCACCCAAUCCCGGAAGCAAGCGAAGAUACCAUCGACGAAAAAGCCGAAGAGAUUCAUGGUGUAUCAACACCAAAAGGCCCGUGGGAUAAUGUUGAAUCCAGCAGCGCCAUCGCGACUCCACAGUACAAUAAUGCUGUAUACUGCGGAUAUCAUGCCCUCCAAGGUAACACACCCCGCUGGAUACCGACCACCAAUAUCUCUCUCGUCCCAACGUACCAGCAACUGCUGCACUCAAGUCAACCUGUAACCCAGCCUCCUCCACUACAACACCCACAUCCACUUCCACACCCACUUCCACAACCACAAUCACAGGAACAUCACCAGACGCAUUCUGGCCUGAUAUUCGUGGACCCGGGUAUGGGAGGCGGAGGUUUACCGACUGCCGUUGAGGAAAAUCCACAGGGAUCCAUUCCAGACCAACAAUCACCGAUGCCGCAUCAAAUUGAUUGGGAUGUGUAUCAGCAGAUGUUGACUUUUGAUCCAAAUUUCGAGGUAUAUAUGGGAGGACCUAGCCAUAGGCACUUUUUAUAUGAUAGAGGGGAGUAA
Messenger RNA from Morchella importuna, 2772 nucleotides. RefSeq lists its product as uncharacterized. NCBI's taxonomy places the organism in Eukaryota, Fungi, Ascomycota, Pezizomycetes, Pezizales, Morchellaceae. The record is from RefSeq and is a predicted model, not a curated record. The transcript has 6 exons. Gene Ontology annotation, molecular function: DNA-binding transcription factor activity, RNA polymerase II-specific; zinc ion binding; DNA binding. Gene Ontology annotation, biological process: DNA-templated transcription; regulation of DNA-templated transcription. Bases 1 to 2772 code for a protein of 923 amino acids.